GAUUUGUUAAGCUUAACGGAACUACUCUCAGUACAGCAAGUGCUGAAGUGUUGUCAUGUGUUAAUAAGUUAAAAAUGUGAACAGGACCGAUGAUGAGAAGCUCCGGCUGGUUCCUAACAGCAGUACUUCAGGUCAUCAUCUUUGUAUGACGGGCUGUGCCAGCUUUGUCCUCAUCAUUCAUUCAGCAUUUCCAUAAUUUUUUCUUCAGUGCAGUAGUACCAUGAAGAGUGGAGGAAGAGGUAAGGCACAGCCUGUUGAGGGGGUCACUGGCAAAAGACCUAAACGUAAAUGCCUGCAGUGGCACCCUCUUCUUUCCAAGAAGGCUUCAGAGUUCUCUGAGGAAGAGGAAGAAGAAGAUGAGGAGGAGCUGGGGAAGGCAGGGCUGUGCAGUGAAGAUCAGGACUCCCAAGUGCAUAAUGUAAGCACAACAGAGGAAGCUGAAGAAGACUCUAAUGAACACCGGGCACGUCGGCCUAUGAAUGCUUUCCUCCUCUUUUGCAAGCGGCACCGUUCUCUGGUGCGACAGGAACAUCCUCGUCUUGACAACCGUGGGGCCACAAAAAUAUUGGCUGACUGGUGGGCUGUGCUGGAGCCCAAGGAGAAGCAGAAAUACACUGAUAUGGCCAAGGAGUAUAAAGAUGCCUUUAUGAAGGCAAACCCAGGCUAUAAGUGGUGUCCCACUACAAGCAAGCCACUCAAGAGCUCUUCCUAUCAGCAUGUCAGCUGUCCUCGCAAAAAGGUGUGGUCCUUCUCCUGCAACUCAUCCAAGGACUCUACUGCCAAAAAUGUGCCCAAAAGCGACAGUUUGCACCAGUUGAACUUUGCCAUGGCAGACCCCACAAAGAUGGGAGGCCUGAGCAUGCUGCUGUUAGCUGGUGAACACGCCCUCACAAACAGGGAGAUCUCUCCCAGCACUAAAUCUACAUUACCUGACAUAGCCAUUAAAGGAAGCUCCUUUUCAGAGGAAACUAAAGAGAUGUUGUCUCAGACAAUUCCCAACAGAGUGCCUGAUAUUAUUGACAGCAGGAUGAAGACAGGGCUUUCCCUAGUGGAAGAGUCUUCCUUGUCAGGCACCCUUGAAGGAAAACCAUACAGACAGUCAGCUCUCUUCCAGCUUGCAGAGAUGUGUUUAGCAUCAGAAGCAGGAAAAAUAGACUCAAUAGUGUCUCAGCCCGAUGACAACUGCUCCACAGCAACACUCAAGCAAAUAUCCAUGAAGCCAGGAGUUAAGGAGGAGAGAGACAACUCUGACUGCUGUAGUCCUUCUCAUAGAUCGCCCUCCCCUCCAUCUCCUUCCUCUGGAACAUCCACCCCCACUGCUCAGCAUACAAGCCAAAGUGGAUGUGUCAAAAAGAAGAACAAGAAAUAUGAGGAGGUGAAGUCUAAUGACAUCCCAUGUUCAGAAAAGAGAGUGGGCACAAAUUGUCAGCACUUGGAAUCAAAUGUGGACAGCACCAUUGAGGCAGUGGCCAGAGGAGCUUGGAUUGACAAAGAGGAUAAAUCCAAGAAGAAGACCCCUCCCAGUUUUAUGAGUAGAAGCUCCGGUCUGCCACAAAAGAAAACUAAGACCAAAGUUAAGACACUGGUUAAAGCAAAAGAAGAGGAGUUGGAAGACAGCAGCAAGCUGCAGGGAUCCUCUGAUGGGGAGAGAAAGAAAGUAGUGCCUGGCAUUGAGGCCAAGAUUGAAACAGAAAGUGUAAAUAGUGAAAGCACAGGCCUUCAAGGCUGCAUGCCAGUGUCUCCCCAGCUCCACUGCGGCCAAUUGCCGGUGAAGCCCAAAGAAGAGGACAAGGAGAAGCACAAGGAGAAAGAACAGCAGAAGGCUAGUGACACAACCUGUGAGCUGAACACACACAACCAUGGCUCCAGAAAAUCCGAGCGAAGCUGUAAGGGUGCCUUGUACAAAACUCUUGUGUCUGAGGGAAUGCUAACUUCACUGAGAGCCAAUAUAGACAGAGGUAAAAGAGGUGGCUUACGCGCUUUUGAUCAUGAGUCUAACUGGAGUCAGGACAGCUGGACAGUUUCACACUUGGGACCAAGUAAUACCAAGAAGCUAAAAAAGUCCAAGUCCAAAGAAGAGUCUUCACAGAGCCUGGGAAAACUAGAAGAAGAGUUUGAAAAGAAGUUCAACAGCCUGCCACAGUACAGUCCACUCACCUUCGAUAAGAAGGGGACAGCUGUUGCCAAGAAAAAGAAAACUGACUGCUCCUAUAGCGUAGAUGAAUCCUCUAAAGCUCCAAAAGUGGAACAGAGUAACUGCUGGCAGUUGGAUUCAGUUUCAAAAGCUCAGCCCUCUGCUUCCAUGUUCCCUGACAUCCAUGGUGCCUCCAGCAUGGAGAUGCUGGUUGGCAGCCAGAAGAGGAAGGCUAGGAAGUCCAGGAUUACACACUUGGUGCGCACGGCUGAUGGCAGUGUUUCUGCAGCUGAAGAAAACAAAGCUGGGGAUCUAAACCAGGAACAGGAUAAGAAGCCAUUAAACCAACAGAAUUUAUGCAAUGAAAAAAGGUGCUACAGCAGUCCCACAGCAGAGGAGACUGGGCGGAACACCUUACCACCAGAGUUACCUGCUUUCUUCAGUUUGGCAGCCCUUGCUGAGGUAGCAGCCAUGGAAAAUGUUCACAGAGGCCAGAGAAACUUAGCUCAAAGCCAGAAGAAAGAACUUGUACAAACUCCGGUUCUCAUAUCCUGCGCUGAUCAGUGAAGUGAUGCUGCUGCUUCUGGAAGAAGAUGACAUGAACAGUAGUAGUGAAGCUUUGCUUUCCUGAGAGGUUGUUUGUUUGGAAGGCUUGGACAAACUCCAGACUCUGAUUUUGCUUGAAUCUAAUAUAUGGGGAAAGAAACCCUCUCCUCUUCUCCCGCCUGCCCCUUCUCUGUUGGUGUCUCAGUGUUUCAUCCUGAGCCUCUGUUGGGCUUCAGGGAGAAUGCUUUUCUCAAAGGAUGGCUUUGUGUAUUCAAUGGAUGAUGUACUUGACACUCAGUGAAUUCCCUACAGUAAGUGGUGGUCAGUACAGUCUAGUUGUUGAGAAACAAGUAGAGUAGGUAAGGUGGACUUUCAGGUAGACUGUUUUCUCAAACGCACUAGCUGCUUUGAGAAAAAUGGUCAUGAGAACAUUGGAGCUGUUGGUCUGUUGCCGAGCAGCAGGCCAACAGCUCCUGUGUUAUGCAAACUAAAAUCAUCCCUUUGUCAACAGUUUUUGGAUAUAAAGGGGGCCAUUUAUAUACUUCCAUCACAGUUCCACAUACAUCACAACUUGAAGAGAGAUGGGCUCUUAGCUUUUGGAAGGAGCUUUGUGAAUUGCUUCUUGGUUUUCAGUAUCUCUGCUGCAGUGGUCAGAAGAUCCUCAGCUUGGGCAGAAAGAAGGAUUUGAGGAUUUGCUUCAUCUGUCAGGAAUCACAGUGAUCCUACAAUUAUUGCAAGCUGUCGCUGCUGUGUACCGCAGUGUGACACGGAUCACUCCCGACAGCCACAUGCACAAAAGAUCUAUCUACACUGAUGUGUUCCAUAUGUAUGGAAAUAAAAACAUCAACAAUGGCACAUUUUGUGGCUGCAGUCACUAUGUACUGUUUAGCACCGCCACUGAAAAGAAACACCUACUAUAUUUACACCUGAUUAGUCUGUGCAAAAAAAACAAGCUUUCCUCAGUGCAUGGCUUCCUUUUUAAAGGUGGUUCCUAUAGAUUUGUUGUAUACUGUUAUAAGGAAGCCAUUUUGGAGGUUAAGUGUGACUGAAAAGACCUAAUUUUUUUAAUGGGACUGUGAAAGUGCUUUUGACUUGCAGUCAUGUUUGUUGUUUUUUACUUGAUGAAUAGUUCCCACACCUCUCUGAACACAUUUGUAUGUGGAAAAGCUUAUUUGCCUCCAGCUUCAUCCCAAAAGAACUUUUAACCAGGGUAAAUGAUCAUGACAGACUUUCUUUAAAGCUGUGGUAUGUUAAUCUUUUAAAAAAUAGUUUUUUUUACAUAUUUCUUAAAACUGUCAUUAUGUUGUGACAGUACGGUAUGAGAC
Messenger RNA from Xiphophorus maculatus (southern platyfish), 4005 nucleotides. RefSeq names its product BBX, HMG-box containing (gene bbx). Gene Ontology annotation, molecular function: DNA-binding transcription factor activity, RNA polymerase II-specific; RNA polymerase II transcription regulatory region sequence-specific DNA binding. Gene Ontology annotation, biological process: regulation of transcription by RNA polymerase II. Gene Ontology annotation, cellular component: nucleus. The record is from RefSeq and is a predicted model, not a curated record. The transcript is spliced from 15 exons. Lineage: Eukaryota; Metazoa; Chordata; Actinopteri; Cyprinodontiformes; Poeciliidae. Bases 221 to 2701 code for a protein of 826 amino acids.